AUGUAUGUCAACAAGUCUGAAGAACAGGGGCCAUUCAGAGGAGGGUCUUUGGACUCGGUAAACCCUGCUAAUGAGGAGAAGCAGCUCAACAAUGAAGAAAAACAUGUCAACCUUGUUCACAUUGAGUCCCGCAAGUCCAAACGUAGAAAUUCCGACUUUGAGAUCUUUGUGGAUUGUGACACUGACAAUGAACAGCUCAAGGAGCUGACUCAGCUGCUAAGGGAGCAUACUGAUAUAGUUGAGAUAACUCCAUCAGAGAACUUCACUAUACCUGAGGAUGAUAUGGCUGUGCCCUGGUUCCCACAGAAGAUCUCUGAAUUGGAUCUGUCUGCAAACAGGGUUUUGAUGUAUGGCUCUGAGUUAGAUGCUGACCAUCCGGGAUUUAAAGACAACAUGUACCGUAAAAGAAGAACAUAUUUUGCUGAUUUGGCCAUGAGCUACAAACUUGGCGAUCCUAUUCUUCGUGUAGACUUCACUUCAGAGGAGGUGCGUACCUGGGGGGUGGUGUACAGGGAGCUCAACAAGCUGUACCCCGGGCAUGCCUGCAAGGAGUACCUGAAGAACCUGCCCCUGCUGACCAAAUACUGCAACUACAGCGAGGACAACAUCCCACAGCUGGAGGACGUCUCACACUUCCUCAAAGCAGGGUACCUCUCCCCCAGAGACUUUCUGGCGGGCCUGGCCUUCAGAGUGUUCCACUGCACUCAGUAUGUCCGUCACAGCUCCGACCCUUUGUACACUCCUGAGCCAGACACGUGCCAUGAACUGCUGGGUCAUGUUCCUCUGCUGGCUGAGCCCAGCUUCGCCCAGUUCUCUCAGGAGAUUGGUUUAGCUUCGCUGGGAGCUUCAGAUGAUGCUGUUCAGAAACUGGCCACAUGUUAUUUCUUCACAGUGGAGUUUGGUCUCUGUAAGCAGGAGGGCAGGCUCAGGGCCUAUGGAGCUGGACUCCUCUCCUCCAUCAGUGAACUCCAGCAUGCUUUGUCUGGCAAGGCCCAUAUCCUUCAGUUUGACCCCGUGGUGACCUGUAACCAGGAGUGCAAAAUAACUACGUUCCAAGACGUUUACUUUGUUUCUGAGAGUUUUGAGGACGCCAAGAACAAAAUGAGGGAAUUUGCUAAGACCAUUUGGCGUCCAUUCACAGUACGCUACGACCCCUACACCCAGAGUGUGGACGUCCUGAAGGACACCAACAGCAUCAACAGCAUGGUGAAAGACAUCCGACAUGAGCUGGACAUUGUAGAAGACGCCCUAAACCGUCUCCACAAACAUCUGAAGGACUGA
Trematomus bernacchii (emerald rockcod) is the source of this 1281-nucleotide messenger RNA. Its product is annotated as tryptophan 5-hydroxylase 1-like. Bases 1 to 1281 code for a protein of 426 amino acids. Gene Ontology annotation, biological process: aromatic amino acid metabolic process. The transcript is spliced from 10 exons. Lineage: Eukaryota; Metazoa; Chordata; Actinopteri; Perciformes; Nototheniidae. The record is from RefSeq and is a predicted model, not a curated record. Gene Ontology annotation, molecular function: tryptophan 5-monooxygenase activity; iron ion binding. Gene Ontology annotation, cellular component: neuron projection.